Messenger RNA from Lolium rigidum, 876 nucleotides. Its product is annotated as gibberellin 2-beta-dioxygenase 3-like. NCBI's taxonomy places the organism in Eukaryota, Viridiplantae, Streptophyta, Magnoliopsida, Poales, Poaceae. The record is from RefSeq and is a predicted model, not a curated record. Gene Ontology annotation, biological process: response to light stimulus; gibberellin catabolic process. Bases 1 to 876 code for a protein of 291 amino acids. The transcript is spliced from 3 exons.
AUGGUGGCGAUCGCGGUGCCCUGCACCAUCGACCAGAUCCCGCUAGUAAAAUGCCCCAAGGCGGCGAAUGUUGCGGUGCCGACCAUUGACAUGUCGGCGCCAGGCGCGGCGGCGGCCGUGGCGGACGCGUGCCGCGGCGUGGGCUUCUUCCGCGCGACCAACCACGGCGUGCCGGCCGCCCUCACCGACGUGCUGGAGGCCCGCGCGGCUGCCUUCUUCGCGCUGCCGCACGAGGACAAGCUGGAGCACGCGUCGGCGCGGCCCUUCGGGUACGGUAGCAAGACCAUCGGCCCCAACGGCGACGUCGGGUGGCUGGAGUACCUACUUCUCUCCGUCGGCUCCAGCACAAUACAGGCAUCCUCGCUACCACCGUCGCUCCGGGCGGUGCUGGAGGAGUACACGGUGGCGGUCAUCUCCGUGCUGCGGUCCAACCGCACCGGUGGCCUCCAGAUCAUGCUCCGCGACAGCCGUUGGGUCCCCGUGGCCCCCGACCCCGAUUCCCUCUUCGUCAACGUCGGGGACGCACUCCAGGUGCUGACGAACGGGCGGUUCAGGAGCGUGAAGCACCAGGUGGUGGCGCCGGAGGCCGGGAAGGAGUCCAGGCUGUCGGUGAUUUACUUCGGCGGGCCGGCGGCGACGCAGCGGAUCGCGCCGCUGCCGGAGCUGAUGCGGGACGGGGAGCAGAGCUUGUAUAGGGAGUUCACCUGGGGCGAGUACAAGAAGGCCGCCUACAAGACCCGCCUCGCCGACCACCGCCUCGGCCCAUUCGAGCUCCCCGCCGCCGGCAAAGAACCCACCAACGCCGAUCACCACCACUGCAGCAGCAGCAGCAAGGGCGUCCAGCCGGCGCCUCCUAAUGUAGCACGAGUUCAUUAG